UCAAAUGUGACAAAAUUCACGAAUAUCACAAAAUGACAAAUUGAUCAACCAGCUGUGUGAUUUCUAAAAAUUGCGUCUUAUUUGUAAUAAUAUUCCUUAUCUAAACUUUUGUUUUUAGCUACAUUUCAUUGUAAAUUCAUAAAGUUACGAGAAAUAGUUGUGAAAAUGGCGUACGCCUACCUUUUCAAAUAUAUCAUCAUUGGCGACACAGGUGUUGGAAAAUCAUGUCUACUUCUGCAAUUCACGGACAAAAGGUUCCAGCCUGUUCACGACCUAACAAUAGGAGUAGAAUUUGGGGCCCGGAUGAUUACGAUUGACGGGAAGCAAAUCAAACUUCAGAUAUGGGACACAGCUGGGCAAGAGGCAUUCAGAUCAAUCACAAGGUCGUAUUAUCGCGGUGCGGCGGGUGCCCUCCUAGUGUAUGACAUCACACGGCGGGAGACAUUCAACCACCUGACAACCUGGCUUGAAGAUGCGCGCCAACAUUCCAACUCCAACAUGGUCAUAAUGCUUAUUGGCAACAAGAGUGAUCUGGAAUCACGUCGUGAAGUGAAGAAGGAGGAAGGCGAGGCAUUCGCUCGCGAACACGGGCUGGUCUUCAUGGAGACCUCGGCGAAGACUGCCGCCAACGUGGAAGAGGCCUUCAUCAACACCGCCAAAGAGAUCUAUGAGAAAAUACAAGAGGGAGUCUUUGAUAUCAACAAUGAGGCGAACGGCAUCAAGAUCGGGCCGCAGCACUCGCUGGGCGGCGGCGCAGCGGCGGGCGGUGCGGCGGCGGGCGGCGCGGCGGGCGGCGGCUGCUGUUAGGUGCUGCGCUGCACACACUGAGCGGGGACGAGCGGAGCGGCCGGACAGUCGGAAGAGGAGGGGUGCAGCUGUGUGCAACGAACAAUGGUACGAAAACUUGUAUGCCGGAUUAUUAGAUUAUUUUGUAUGCUGCAGAAUAUAGCUUGUAUCUCAGCUCAUUAUAAUAUUAUGCUAAGCCAUUUGGGCAUUUUAACUUAAAGAAUAAUUCAGUCUUAUCCAUAUACACUUGGAGAAUCUGUCUUCUCAAUGAGAUUUAGAUGCUACCUUCCUAUUAUGAUGUUUCGCAGAUGCUAAAAACUUCAACUAUCUUUGAGUAUGCAUUUGAUAGUCAUCACUUAGGCAUCAUUUUCAUAAUUUCGAGUCCGCAAUGAACUGUGGCGUUAUAUAAAAUUAGAAAACAUUAUCCAUACAUAUGCAUAAGUACGCCGGUUCAUACAGCGUAACCCUACCUGGAAUAAAUUAAGUUUAUUUGACCAAUGUAGCUCUUACCAUGAAAGUUGAAAACGAUUUUUGCAGUAUAAUCACAAUUCUGUUGAUUAUUUGUAGAACAGUUAUUCUUUCAUGGUAUUUAACCAUUUGGGCGACAUAGCAGUAUGUUAUGUGUAUGAUAGAUCCUUCACAAACGAAGCUUUUAUGUAUUUUGUGUAUAUGUACAUUAGUGUCAAAUUAUUUCAAACAUUUGUCAUCUGGCAUUUAUUUCAAAGUACCUACAUGCAUGAUAUGUACGUACCUACAUAGUACCAAAUUAUUGUUUUAUCGAAAUUUUAUUUAUGUCGAUUGGUAUGGAAUUCUGGAUAGUGAAUGGCUGGGCAUUGGUACAUAUUGCGUAAAUUAGUUCAUAUUGAUUAAGUUUACAAGUAUUUAAAGAAAAUCUAUAUUUUACCGUUGUAAACAAUUAUUUAAUUGAGAUCUCUGUAAAGAUGGAAGAAAAACUAUGUGUUGAAUAUUUUAUUAAUUUAAAUUCUGGAAAUGUGAUUAUUUGUUACCUCUGACCUUUCAUACCUUGCAUUGUAAAAUUUUCCUUUUUAUUCUGACCCCAAACAAUCUUUAUAGGCAGUAUAUGCUUUAGGUGAUGGCCUAUUUAAAUUUAUUUGCACAAGGAAAAUAUGGCAGAUUGAGCAUCUUAUUAGGUCUUUCAAGAUUGGAAUUGUAAUCUAAAGGGACUGCUUGCAAGGUAAUGAAAGACAUGAUUACAAAAUAGGUUAUUUUUAAGUUUAGCACAUUGUAAUAUGAUAAAAUAUUUUGUAAGGUUACAAUAUGCAAACACAUUUGUAAGGUGUAAUUCAUGAGUAAAUGUCAAAAAACCAA
Molecule: messenger RNA, 2115 nt
Organism: Plodia interpunctella (Indianmeal moth)
Lineage: Eukaryota; Metazoa; Arthropoda; Insecta; Lepidoptera; Pyralidae
Gene: Rab2
Product: Rab2
Exons: 6
Coding region: 166-807 (213 amino acids)
Biological process (GO): vesicle-mediated transport
Cellular component (GO): Golgi apparatus
Molecular function (GO): GTPase activity; GTP binding
Source: RefSeq, a predicted model, not a curated record